This is a messenger RNA of Gambusia affinis (western mosquitofish), 4044 nucleotides long. RefSeq names its product SWI/SNF related, matrix associated, actin dependent regulator of chromatin, subfamily d, member 3b (gene smarcd3b). Gene Ontology annotation, biological process: regulation of transcription by RNA polymerase II. NCBI's taxonomy places the organism in Eukaryota, Metazoa, Chordata, Actinopteri, Cyprinodontiformes, Poeciliidae. The record is from RefSeq and is a predicted model, not a curated record. The transcript has 14 exons. Gene Ontology annotation, cellular component: SWI/SNF complex; nucleus. The coding region runs from base 267 to 1814 and encodes 515 amino acids.
UCACCCAGAAAUCUGUGUGGUUCUGCAUCGCAGUUCAGUAAAAUUGAGCCGCCAUCUUGGUUAACGAGCACAGAGCAAAGCAUAGAUAAAGGAUGGCUUGAAGACCAACAAAAAGAAAAUAUAUUUGCACUCUUGACCAAUCCGUAAGAGACAUGUAAAGGAGGCAUGUCAGACGAUGUGGACAAGCUAACUCCGAUCUCAUAUUAUGACACAGUUCACGAGGACUGCAUAUAUCAUGGAGGAACUUCGCGGUCUGAAAUCUUUGGAUGCAUAAAAUCGGCUUUAUGAAGGACGUACGACCACUUCACGUCUGUAACAAGGUUCUGGUGACUGGCAGACGUCCUGGCAUGCCGUCUGGAGCGAGGAUGCCCCACCAAGGAGCUCCCAUGGGACCCCCUGGCCCCCCAUAUGGAGGGAGUCCGGCAGUGCGGCCCGGCCUGCCCUCCCCGGUGAUGGAGCCGAGUCGUAAACGGCCCGCCCCGUCCCAGCAGGUCCAGCAGCAACAGCAGCAGCAGCAACAACAACAGCAGCAGCAGACCGUGCAGAACCGUGCCAGAAAGAAGCCAGUUGGAUUUCCCGGAGCCAGCGAGAUGCCAGCGAGGCAGAUGGACAUGAGAGAACCCCAAUCAGAUCCCACGCUUGGAUCAAAUGCUAAGAGAAGGAAAAUGGCAGACAAGAUUCUUCCGCAAAGGAUCCGGGAACUGGUACCUGAAUCUCAGGCCUACAUGGAUCUACUGGCUUUUGAGCGCAAACUGGACCAAACCAUUAUGCGUAAACGCGUCGACAUCCAGGAAGCUCUGAAGAGACCAAUGAAGCAGCAAAAGCGUAAACUAAGGCUCUAUAUUUCAAACACGUUCAACCCAGCUCGACCUGACGCUGAUGACUCUGAUGGCAGCAUUGCAUCAUGGGAGCUGAGGGUAGAGGGAAAGCUGCUGGAUGAUCCGGGGAAGCAGAAGAAGAAGUUUUCUUCCUUUUUUAAGAGCUUGGUGAUCGAGCUGGACAAAGAGCUGUACGGUCCGGACAACCACCUGGUCGAGUGGCACCGCACACCCACCACUCAGGAGACAGACGGUUUCCAGGUGAAGAGACCGGGAGAUGUGAGCGUGCGCUGCACCCUGCUGCUGAUGCUGGACUACCAGCCUCCCCAGUUUAAGCUGGACUUGCGCCUGGCGCGCCUACUGGGCAUCCACACUCAGACUCGCUCUUGCAUCAUUCAGGCCCUCUGGCAGUACGUGAAGACCAACAAGCUGCAGGACUCGCAUGACAAAGAGUACAUUAACUGUGACAAGUACUUCCAACAGAUUUUUGACUGUCCUCGCUUGAAGUUCUCUGAGAUUCCUCAGCGCCUCACUAACCUCCUGCUACCGCCUGACCCCAUUGUCAUCAACCAUGUGAUCAGCGUUGACCCCAACGACCAGAAGAAGACGGCCUGCUACGACAUUGACGUGGAGGUGGAAGACCCCCUCAAGAGCCAGAUGAGCAGCUUCCUCCUCUCCACCGCCAACCAGCAGGAAAUCGCCUCCCUAGACAACAAGAUCCAUGAGACCAUCGAAUCCAUCAACCAGCUGAAGAUCCAACGGGACUUCAUGCUCAGCUUCUCCAGAGAUCCCAAAGGCUACAUCCAAGACUGGCUCAAGUCCCAAAGCCGAGACCUCAAGCUGAUGACCGACGUGGUGGGGAACCCUGAGGAGGAGCGGAAGGCGGCAUUUUACCACGAACCCUGGUCCCAGGAGGCGGUCAGCCGCUACUUCUACUGCAAGAUCCAGCAGAGGAGACAGGAGCUGGAACAGGCCUUAGCAGUCCGCAACACCUAAAGCAGAAGGCUGAAGUUCUGCCUCUGGAUUUUGAAGCUGUGUGUGUGUGUGGGUGCGUGUGUGUGUGUGUGUGUGUGUUUGGAGUUUGUGUGUGUGUGUGUGUGUGUGUGAGGCCAGCAGUGAAGUCUAGAUCUUCAGCUGAACCUAAAGAAGUCCACAUUCAGUUUGUCAACAGUUUUGAAGCUAAAUAGGACUCAACAGCGGUUUGUCAGACCCAGAUAUGAAUGCACUUCCUGUUUGAAAAGACCAUGAAGUAAUUAUCGUUAGCAGCACUGUUGGCCCUCAGAGGCUCGGCUUUGUAAAUAUGUCCCGCAAAAACUGUCGACCAGCUGCUCACACACCUCCCUAUUUGUUCUCUGGAUGAGUCUAACUACGCACACUUUUUUAUUUGUCCUCAUUUGAAUCCUAUUUUUUUAAGGGUUAAUUAAUAACACCAGCAAAAUAUGAGAUUACAGUUUUCUGGGUGGCUGCAGAUUAUAAAAUAUUACGUGUUGGUUGCAUUCAUCCUUUAUCCACUAUGUUUUGUUUGCUUAAAAAAAAAAGAGAGACAGAAAAGCAAAACUAUUACAGCUAUCAGCAGUUUAUGACAGAAGUUUAUAUACACUCAUCACUGCCAUAAGAAUUAUAUUAACUUUGUUCCAUGGUGAAUAGUUUGUAUAUUAAUUUCUCCUUGGUGAACUAAUUGUUUAACAACUUUAACUUUAUAAAAACAAGAUUUGGGAAAUUUCAAGUUAAUACAAUUUUAUCUAAUUCACACAAGGUCAAAACUACACAUACAUCCUCUUAUAUGCAUACAAAUUAUACAUUUUAAAAAACCUAAAAUUAGCAUCAUGAUGAAUGUGUAUAAACGUCUGAACAGUACAGUUGCUGGAAAAAAAUAAGUUGUGACGAUCGUAUUGCUUUUUUCUUCCUUUAAUCAUGUCACUGCGGUGAAAAUAGGGGGAAAUAAUCCCUUUUGUGUGUUUUUAAGAUCAGUGCUUCGAAAGUUUUACCAAAGGAUGCUACAAAAAGAAGUAGAGAACAAAAGAAACUGGACAAAAACACAGAUCUGAGUUUUUAAAAAAUAUUAAUAACUGAACAGUGUUAGUAGUUAAGUCCAGGUCUGUUGCAUUUUACAUUUUCUGUUAUACAUGGACAGAGAAGGGAAAAAAAGAAUAAUGAAGGUUAGUUUGAUGGAGUUUUGAAUGUAAAUAUGUUUUGGUGUCCAGCUGUACAGUCCACAUCCGUUUGGAUUACAUGUUGCAGAAUGGGAGCUCCACUGGUUUUUAAUUAUUCCCGCUUUGGGGGUCGAUUUAUUUUAGUCUUACUGUGGGAGCUGUAACAAAAAUCAGUCUCGGUAGCUGCAACAGAAUAUAAUCUGCACCAAUCUCAUUUUACACGUUUUUCUAAUGACCUGUAUGUAUAUGUUGUACUGUCUAUUAGAUUAUUUGUUUUUUGAUGGGAGGGAGGGUUACUUUGCACUGUGCUGUAAACUCUUUGUCGGGACUCUCUUUAUUGUGGGUGAGACCCUCUUUAUUAUCCCAGCGUACACAAAAAUCGACCUAUGCAUGCUCCAUGACAUGGAUCAAUACAUCUGAUGAGACUGUCCGUGUAAAUAUUAAAAGGUCUGCAUACAAGUGUACGUAGCCAAGGCUAGACUCGGUAAGUUUGCUGAUAGCGCCUUCUGGAAAUUGUUUUUUGCCAAAAAAAAAAAAAAAAGAGACAAAAAAAUAACUUGUCCUACCAGCAACUAACUAACUGUAGGUGUGAGGCGUAUGUUUUCAUUACUGGGACUAGGUUAUAUUCACUGCACUCUGUAGGUAGCUGUAGCUAGGAAAUCAGUCCCUUGUCUCACCUGGAGUGUUUCUUUUUCUUCUUUUUUCUUUUUGUUUUUAUUCAUAGCAUGUCCAGGACAUUUAUAACGUUGUCACUUAAUCACUAACCCCCUCUUGUGGAGGACACCUAGAGCUGCAACUCCUCUACAACAGAGUCAUCACUACUGUAUUAGUCUGUCACCUACCUAUCCCUGUCCAUACUGUUGCAUGUGGGUCUGAGGAGUGGUAGCUACUCUCUCUUUGUUUACACUUAGGGUCACCGACAGGAGGUUAAUAAUAAUAAUAAAUAAUAAUGCUGUAUAUCUCUAAAGGGUUUCAUGAUCAUGUUCUGUAAAGAAAAAGGGGAAUACAGCUGUAACAUUGUGAGACAGCCUGGAUGUAAAUAAAGAAGCGCUUGCCAAAGUUUGUAAAUGCCA